This is a messenger RNA of Laccaria bicolor S238N-H82, 978 nucleotides long. RefSeq lists its product as uncharacterized. Bases 1 to 978 code for a protein of 325 amino acids. Gene Ontology annotation, biological process: isoprenoid biosynthetic process. Lineage: Eukaryota; Fungi; Basidiomycota; Agaricomycetes; Agaricales; Hydnangiaceae. The transcript is spliced from 9 exons. Gene Ontology annotation, molecular function: prenyltransferase activity. The record is from RefSeq and is a predicted model, not a curated record.
AUGUCCAAGUACGACACCAUCUUAGACACCCUUUCUGCAAAACCAACUUGGUCGGCCCAAAAUGAAUCGGCUAUUCUCGAACCAUUCACCUUCAUUACCUCCAAUCCAGGUAAGGAGAUACGCGGGAAGCUCAUCGAGGCGUUUAAUACUUGGUUGAACGUUCCAACGGACACACUGCUGGUCAUCACGAAAGUGGUCAAUAUGUUGCAUGCUGCGAGUCUGAUGGUGGAUGAUAUAGAGGAUGAUUCACAGCUCCGGAGGGGAAAGCCAGUUGCACACAAGAUCUAUGGCAUACCACAAACGAUCAACACGGCGAAUUAUGUAUAUUUCCUUGCUUAUCAAGAGCUCUUUGCCCUCCGCAACAAUCCCACAACCUCACCUCCACGCAAAGACCUAGAUGCCCUCGUGACAGAGGAACUACUGUCCCUUCACCGCGGCCAGGGGCUUGAAAUCCUGUGGCGCGAUUCCCUCCAAUGUCCCUCCGAAGAGGAAUACAUAAGUAUGGUAAACAACAAAACUGGCGGAUUGCUGAGAAUGGGCGUCAAGAUUAUGAUGGCUUGCGGUACUACAAACAUCGGCGUCGACUACGUUCCACUUGUCAAUCUCAUUGGAGUGUUUUUCCAAAUCCGCGAUGACCUCAUGAACCUGCAGAGUACGGAGUACACGUCAAAUAAAGGCUUUGCGGAAGAUCUCACAGAGGGCAAAUUCUCUUUCCCUGUCGUACAUGGCAUCCACGCCGACACGUCAAAUCGUCAAAUUCUCAACGUGUUGCAGAAACGUCCUACGACUCCUACGUUGAAGGUACACACAAUAUCGUACCUAAAAGACCACACGAAGUCGUUUGAGUAUACGCUCUCUGUGCUCAAAAUCCUCGAAGCAAAAACUCGGGCCGAGAUUGCGAGGUUGGGGGGGAAUGCAGGGUUGGAUAGGAUCGUGGACCUGCUGCAUGUGGAUGAGACAAACUUCGCGCAGCGAUGA